Plodia interpunctella (Indianmeal moth) is the source of this 1267-nucleotide messenger RNA. Its product is annotated as alpha-tocopherol transfer protein-like. The transcript has 8 exons. Gene Ontology annotation, cellular component: membrane. NCBI's taxonomy places the organism in Eukaryota, Metazoa, Arthropoda, Insecta, Lepidoptera, Pyralidae. The record is from RefSeq and is a predicted model, not a curated record. Gene Ontology annotation, molecular function: phosphatidylinositol bisphosphate binding. Bases 204 to 1247 code for a protein of 347 amino acids.
CUAGAUGUCAGUGUAGUUCUGUGCGCGAUUGUACCUGGCCGUGUGAUGGUGCAUAAGUGGAAUUAAGUGAAUACGUGAUUUUUUUUGCUACUUAACAGUUGAUUAAGAUUAGGCACCUAUAUCCACCGAUUCCAAAUCAAUGGAUAAAAUACGCCUGGUCGUGCCGGAAGGACUAAAUCCAAAAACUGCUGCUUGAUAUGUAAAUGAGAGAUGUCUCGAUGAUCCGAAAACUAGGAUGCGAAAAAACUUGCGAAGUACAGAAAAAAGUAGGCAAGAGGUUUCCGGGCUCCGUCCGAUGGUUAACGGCUGAGGAAGAAGCUGGAAGACUGGGCAGGGUGAAAAUGCCUCGAAUAAAACAGAUAACCAUGGAGAAAGAGUAUGAGAAGAACCCCGACAUAUCACCAGAGGACAUCGACAAGCUGAGGCAGUGGCUGAAGACACAGCCGCACCUGCCAGGGGACGCCUUGACGGACCUGGACCUGAUGAUCACGUUCCACUGCUGCGAGCGCAGCCAGACGGUGUCGCGGCAGGUGCUGGACCUCCACUACACGCUGAAGACGCUCUUCACCAGUUUCUUCAAAGAGAGAAGCUUCGACAGCCGCGUUCAGUUCUGUCUCGACAAAAUAUUGUUUGCUCCCCUGGCAUGGCCCACGCUCGAGGGUUACCGCGUGGUGUACCUCAGGGUGCUGGACCCCGACCCUCGCUGUUUUAUCUUCAACGACUGCGUCAGGACCUUUAUGAUGAUGUUCGACCUCUGGCAGUACGAAGAAGGCACCUGGCCUGGGUUUGUUAUGAUGAUAGACAUGGACCAGACGGUGAUCGGCCACAUCACGCGGCUGGAGGUCAUGUCCAUCCGGCAAGUGCUGUAUUUCUUACAGAACUGCAUGUUGAUAAAACUAAAAAGCGUGCACUUCCUGAACGCGCCGUCGUUCAUGGACAAACUGAUGAUGAUGCUGCGGCCCUUCCUGAACAAGACACUGAUGGACCUAAUCAACAUCCACCAGGUCGGCUCCGACACGCUGGAGAAGUUCGUGCCGAGGAGGAUACUGCCCAAAGAAGACGGCGGAGAGUACAAAACUCGCAAGGAGAUUCAAAGUGAAUUGAUAGAACGUUUGAAAGAGAACCAGGAGUUCUGGUCGGAGGAGAGGCACAAGCGAGUGAACGAGAAGAAGCGGCCGGGGAAGGCGGCCACAAUCGAGGACCUGUUCGGGAUCCAGGGCAGCUUCAAGAAGUUGGACAUUGACUGAGGAUUAAAUGGUUUAUAGCA